UUACAAUCCUAUUAACCUUACGGUUAUCAUAACAGAGAGAUUUGAUAAUUUAAUGAAUUGUAAGAAAAUAUGCAGGUUCAAGACUUAGAUAAUGAAAAAUAUUCCCCCAAUUAUUUAUUGAUUUCUGUGAAGCACGAACUAUGUGGAUUUUUCAAUAUAUCUUGUGUGUUUUUUUCUUCGUCUAUUUACCUAUAUCCGUCAAGGCUAGUGAACGUGUAGAAACUCACCGACAAUGUCAGGCUAAUACAAAAACAAAACUUUCAGAUGAUAUAGUUCAUAAACUUCACACAGGAGAAGAAGUAAAUGAUCCAAUUUUAGGUAAACACAUGCUCUGCAUGUUUACAAAGAUGCUUAUAAUGAACGCAGAUGGAGAUAUAAAUGCGGAAGUGCUGAGGACAAAAGCAAACAGAGCUUUGAAAGAUGAGAAUAAACUUAAUGCGUUGGUCAAAAGAUGUAGUAGCAUCAAGGAGCCAGGAAGUGCCGAAGAUGCUGCCAUAAAAUUACUUAAGUGUGUUGAAAUAGACGUCCCAGUGAUUAAGCACCAAUACACGUAAUAAUGACAUUUUAAAAGAUUUAAUUUUUAAAUAAAUUAAUUAAAAUAAAAAUUAUUAUGUCAGCUGUAAAGGAAAAAAAUAAAUAGUUGUUGAUGAUUUGGAAGUUGUCGCUAAAAAUAAUAAAUUUACAUUUACA
Messenger RNA from Diabrotica virgifera virgifera (western corn rootworm), 690 nucleotides. RefSeq names its product B1 protein. The transcript has 2 exons. Lineage: Eukaryota; Metazoa; Arthropoda; Insecta; Coleoptera; Chrysomelidae. Gene Ontology annotation, molecular function: odorant binding. The coding region runs from base 141 to 554 and encodes 137 amino acids. The record is from RefSeq and is a predicted model, not a curated record.